This is a messenger RNA of Durio zibethinus, 980 nucleotides long. RefSeq lists its product as uncharacterized. The record is from RefSeq and is a predicted model, not a curated record. Gene Ontology annotation, biological process: photosynthesis. NCBI's taxonomy places the organism in Eukaryota, Viridiplantae, Streptophyta, Magnoliopsida, Malvales, Malvaceae.
CCUCAUCUAAGGUAAAAGGCAAAGACUGGUAAUAAAAGGCUCCACGCUCCCACCUUCUGACAGAGUAACGGUUGGCUUGCUUCGAUAGUUAGACUCAGCCACUAGUACAAAUCGUUUCCGACACGCAUACCCGUCGGAGAUUCGGUCGUAGAAAUUUGGAUUGGAAAACCCAAUCAAAAGGAAAGGAGAAGAAGCCGUAGCCAAAAGAAAAACAGAGAUGACUACAAGUACAGCCACUUUGGCUCUUUCUUCGGCAACGCCCGGUUCUUGUUUGAUCACUCGUACCAAUGGCAAAUCAUAUCCGGAAACCAAAACGACGAUGAUGACGUUGAAAUCAGCGUCGUUUCCUUCCUCUUUAACCGACGUCAAUUUUUCUACUGAGGCACGGAGAAUCAUUUCAUGCCAAGCAGUCUCCGCCGUUUCCGUGGACGAGGACAAGAAAGACGCGUCGGUUUCGGGAUCGGCCAAAGCUGAAGAGGUGGCUAAAGUAGGGGCCAAGGUUAGGGUGAAAGUGCCGCUCAAAGUGUAUCACGUGCCUCGCGUGCCGGAGGUGGAUUUGACCGGUAUGGAAGGAGUGAUUAAACAAUAUGCGGGGCUCUGGAAAGGGAAACGAAUAUCAGCUAAUCUUCCUUACAAGGUGGAGUUCCUUGAGGAAAUUGAAGGCCGGGGACCUGUCAAGUUCUUUGCCCAUCUUAAAGAGGAGGAAUUGGAAUUCCUUUGAUUAGAAAUCCUGAUUCUUCUCCGUACGCCAGGCAAAAAUACCUUUUUAAAAAAAUCUGUUUGCUUUAUUUCACAUAACAAAAAACAAAUAAUUGCUCACUGUUGUAUGUAAUUUAACCUUUACCGUUCAGCUCUGCCUGGGAAUGGGAUUUCCCUUUUUUUUUUUUGUUUAUUACUUGGUAGAAUUGAAUUUCUUAUACCCAAGGGUUACCUUCAUUUUUUAAGGUUUACUGAGUACUUAACUGCUUAUUUGUGUAUAU